Brassica rapa (field mustard) is the source of this 4263-nucleotide messenger RNA. RefSeq names its product cytochrome P450 98A3. Gene Ontology annotation, molecular function: oxidoreductase activity, acting on paired donors, with incorporation or reduction of molecular oxygen; iron ion binding; heme binding. The record is from RefSeq and is a predicted model, not a curated record. Lineage: Eukaryota; Viridiplantae; Streptophyta; Magnoliopsida; Brassicales; Brassicaceae.
UUAUUAGAAAACAUAAUAUUUUAAAUUUUUGAUAUGAUCAUAUAUGAUUUUUUAAAAAAAUAUUUUUUAUACAAAAUACAAUCACAAUUGGAUUUUAUGUACUAAUAGUAGUUUUUUCAAUAUUAGCAGCAAAAGUACACAAUUUAGACUUUUAUUUUAUCCUUAGAAAUUUACAUUAAGCCAUAAAAAGCAUGGAAGAUAAUGAGUUAGAAGAGGAUAAUGGAAAUUGGCUCAUUUUGAGAAAUUUGUACUCUAUAUUAUUAUGCAUUUAAUUUACUCCAUUUGUGUGUUUUAAUUGGCUAAUGAUGACAAAUGAAACUGUUGGUCAAGUUUCCAAGUAGAUACAAAUUAAAACAUUAGGCAAAGCUUACACAAGCCCAAAGGCUUGAUAGUGUUCGGAAUAAAACCCAUUAUAAACCCCGAAUAGAAAUCCAGUCGGAAAUAUAUGAACUGAACCAGUCAAAUCAAUAUAUAUAAAGGAUUAAAGGUUAUAUGACAAAGUUACAUAUAUUUCGUGUCCAGUAUCAGAUCUAUAUAAUAUAUAUUGUUGGUAAAAUAAACUAAAACUACAUGUAAAAGCAUCUCCAACCUUUCUUUAACGAAUGAACAUUUUUAACUCAUUUCUAUAUUGUUUUCUAUAAUAAUAUAUAUUUACUAUAUUUCAUAUCUAUUUAUAAUUAAAAGUAAUAUUUGUAUAUUUAAGAGAAGAAUUAAAUUUCUCUAUUUUGUUUAAAUAUUUAAAUAUUAUUAUUUUUAAAUACUUUGGAGUAAAUUCAGAAUUUAUCUAUAUUAAAUAAAAGAAUAUCAAAAUACAAUGAAAAUAGUCUAAUAUCUUCAACAAAUAAAUGUAUGUUUAAAAAUCAUUAAACUGGAAGACAAAAAGUGAAUGUAAAAAAACAUGUUCAACAACAAUAUAUAUGUUCGCUGAACAUCAUUAAAUUGGGAGAAGUUAUGCCAGGCAUUCAAAUUUAACCCAUGAGAAAGUAGGGUCUAUAUGUGUUACAAAAUUAAAUAACACUUGCUUCUUAUGGAGCCACAUAUUGAAUGAUUAAGCCCACCUAUAAUGAAUAUAAAAUAACAUUUCACCUAUAUGAAUAUAAUAACAAAUUUUUUAACAAGUCUUCUACAGAAAAAGUACGCAAAAGUAAACAAAUUUUACGUCUCACCAAACACACCCACCUACUUAUCUGUCCCACAAGCCCACAACACACAACACCGAAUCUCCCGCACUUUUUUUGGUUUUGAAACAAAAGCAACAUAGUUAUUUCUUAAGAAUUGAUUAAUUAUUGAUUAGAUCAUGAUCUCGUACAUACAUUUGAGGUGAACAUACUAGUUUUUGUUGAAAAUUCAAUUGGUGAAAUAAAAACAGAGUUUGAUUUGUAAUGAGCGAGUAUAAACCAUUAUCUAUCGCACGCAGCUAUCUCUGGUUGAAUCGUACCAACCCUCUCUACUUCAUGUGAUUGCCAAUAAAGGUGACGUGGCCCUGACACCAACCUCAAAACUAAAGCUUCCUACCCUUCCCCACUCGCUAACAAAACGCUUGUGACCUCGGUCUUAUCUUAUGUAGGGAGAGACAAAUAAGCAUUUAAUACCGUCAAACGAAUGUUUUCAAAAUUUGAAAUAGAAAAAAUGAUUAUAUAAUUUUAGUGAUGGCACUGGCAGGAGACGCAACAAUACUAGUUUAGUGUCGAUUAGACUUUGCUAUUUUCGAAGAAGAUAGAUACACUUAGAAGGAAGCUGAUUGUGAUUCUAUCUUUAUAAGAAAAUAUGUUUGCAGUCUUUCUGUUCCCUAGUUUUUAUUGUUAACGUGCGAUCCUUAUUUAACUAACAGCUACCUAACGUGCAUGUAUUUGAACAUUCAUGCAGUAAUGCUUGAUAUUCAACUAAAUACAUUUGUUGACAGUAAAACUAUAUAAUAUAAUAACAUUUUAUUUUUUUGUCUAAUGGUUUAACAUUUUACAUUUUAUACACUGGAAAAACCAACAUUUCUCAUAAACUAUUUAAUUCCGUUGACAAAUUAUGUAAAGAUAUUAGUGUAAAAUUAUGAAAUAAAACAGAAAAAUAUACUCCUUGCCGCAAUAAUACUAUAUUAGUGAAUAUAUAAAACACUACUGUUCACACAUUAUUAUGAAAAGUUGAACAAAAAUGAUGAAAAGUUGUUAAGAAAAAAAUCUCAAGUGGAUGGAUUUCACCUCAAUUUGUUCAAAAAAAAAGUAACCAGUGAAAUCCAAAGCAAUGAUUUUUUCUAUGAAAAUUUUCCUUAACUGUAUAAACUACCGAUCUUAAUGAAAAGUUAAAAAAUAAUGUAGCUUUUUUCCACUUCUGUAUUUUUUUCUCUGCCAACUUCCCCCUAACAUCAUCAAUAAUGGACAUCGUCCACUUUUUUGUUUGUGCCGUGAACUUUGCGAUUUAAUUCCAUAUUUAAGUCUAAAAGAUAAUGUGUUUGCUAAAAGCUAAAUAUUUCCCAAUUUUCAUUUUAAAAUAAACAAAAUAAUUCGGUUCACCAACCCCUUCCCUAAUAUAACUCAAAGUCUCGACCACAUCUAUCUAGAAUUCUAGAAGUGAAUUCGAUUUAUACUUUUUCUCCUUUUUACUAAUAGUUCACUGACCAAUCCCAUGUCGUGGUUCCUUAUAGCGGCGGCGACAAUAGCCGCCGUCGUCUCUUACAAGCUGAUUCAACGGCUGAGAUUCAAGUUCCCACCAGGCCCACGUCCCAAGCCUAUCGUCGGUAACCUCAACGACAUAAAACCGGUCCGGUUCAGAUGCUACUAUGAGUGGGCUCAGACCUAUGGACCAAUCAUAUCGGUCUGGAUUGGUUCUAUCUUAAACGUGGUCGUAUCUAGCGCCGAGCUAGCUAAAGUAGUCCUCAAAGAACACGACCAGAAACUUGCCGACAGGCACCGGAACAGAUCGACGGAAGCAUUCAGCCGCAACGGUCAGGAUCUUAUAUGGGCUGAUUAUGGGGCACACUACGUGAAGGUGAGAAAAGUUUGCACUGAACUCUUCACACCUAAACGGCUCGAGUCUCUUAGACCUAUACGUGAAGAUGAAGUCACUGCCAUGGUUGAGUCCGUCUUCAGAGACUGUAACGUUCCUGAAAAUAAAACGAAAGGAUUACAACUGAGGAAGUACUUAGGAGCAGUUGCCUUCAACAACAUAACGCGGCUAGCGUUCGGGAAGCGUUUUGUGAACGCGGAAGGUGUGAUGGACGAGCAAGGGCUUGAGUUCAAGGCCAUAGUAUCCAACGGUCUGAAGUUAGGUGCUUCACUGUCGAUAGCUGAACACAUCCCCUGGCUCCGGUGGAUGUUUCCCGCGGAUGAGAAGGCGUUUGCUAAGCACGGAGCUCGUAGGGACCUCCUCACGCGAGCUAUCAUGGAGGAGCACACUUUGGCACGUCAAAAGUCUAGUGGAGCCAAACAACAUUUCGUUGAUGCGUUGCUUACAUUGAAGGAUCAGUAUGAUCUUAGUGAAGAUACCAUCAUUGGUCUCCUAUGGGAUAUGAUCACGGCGGGGAUGGACACGACCGCUAUAACAGCCGAAUGGGGCAUGGCGGAAAUGAUCAAGAAUCCAAGAGUACAACAAAAGGUACAAGAAGAAUUCGACCGUGUUAUCGGACGUGACCGGGUCCUAACCGAGCCAGACUUCUCACGCUUACCCUACUUGCAAUGCGUGGUUAAAGAAUCCUUCAGACUCCACCCUCCAACGCCUCUGAUGCUUCCUCACCGAUCCAACGCAGACGUCAAGAUAGGAGGCUACGACAUUCCCAAAGGAUCAAACGUCCAUGUGAACGUCUGGGCGGUGGCUAGAGACCCAUCCGUAUGGGAAAACCCAUUAGAGUUUAGACCAGAGAGGUUCUUGGAAGAAGAUGUUGACAUGAAAGGUCAUGACUUUAGGCUGCUUCCCUUUGGAGCAGGAAGACGAGUCUGUCCCGGUGCACAACUUGGUAUCAAUCUGGUGACUUCGAUGAUGGGUCAUUUGCUUCACCAUUUCGUUUGGACACCGCCUCAAGGCACUAAACCAGAGGAGAUUGACAUGUCUGAAAACCCUGGACUCGUUACUUACAUGCGUGUUCCUGUUCAAGCCGUUGCAACGCCUAGGUUGCCUUCUGAACUUUAUAAACGCGUGCCUUUCGAUAUGUAACCGUCUUUCUGAUCCACAUCCUGCUGCUGCUAGUGAUGCCGAUGGCCUUGUUGUUUUCUUUGUAUGCAUGUCUCACUUUUGUGGUUUAUCAUUGAAAGCUUUUUGAUGAGAUUAGUUGUGUCA